Sphenostylis stenocarpa is the source of this 552-nucleotide messenger RNA. Lineage: Eukaryota; Viridiplantae; Streptophyta; Magnoliopsida; Fabales; Fabaceae. The record is from the annotation of a GenBank genome assembly.
AUGGAGUAUGGAGCCCUAGAAUCUUCAGAGAAAGAAGGGCAGCAAGGAGCCUCAUAUAGGUAUUGGGUUAGGAAAGUAACUAAUGAUGCAGCGCCUUUGCCGGUUCCUCUUAAGCUAACCCAAGAAGAUGUUCCCUCUUGUCAAUCUCAAUCUCAGCCUGCCACACUUGGUUCAGUUUGGAAUCGUGCCGGGACAUGGGAGGAAAAAAGUCUGAACAAUUGGGCAACUCCAAGACUCAAGGAGCUACUUAUCUCACUAGGCUCGAUACGGUUCUCCUUCGGCAGAGCAGAAGUAGAAGAUGUAACAAAAUGUGUCGGCGAUGUGAUUCUUAAUUCUUUUUCUGCAUAUGAAGAUCACCAUUCCUUUUAUGUUGAAGACCUCAUCAGAUCACCAUACACUGUUAGACCAAUCAGUAAUGACAUCUCUUUGGUGAUAUGCUUGUGCAUUGGUGAAGCCCUGUGUGUAUCCCUCUUCUGGCUGCCUGCGGCAGUGCUUCCAGCCAAAAUCCAUCCCGCUGCCAUUCCCAUUUCCCUCCAUUUGUCUCACAUUUGA